Molecule: messenger RNA, 10393 nt
Organism: Hypanus sabinus (Atlantic stingray)
Lineage: Eukaryota; Metazoa; Chordata; Chondrichthyes; Myliobatiformes; Dasyatidae
Product: zinc finger protein 729-like
Exons: 9
Coding region: 542-5782 (1746 amino acids)
Biological process (GO): regulation of transcription by RNA polymerase II
Molecular function (GO): RNA polymerase II cis-regulatory region sequence-specific DNA binding; DNA-binding transcription factor activity
Source: RefSeq, a predicted model, not a curated record
CGGGCGCUGGGAUCACGUGCGGGGUCAGUUCGGCCAACCGGAAGCGGCGGCGCCUGCCUUCCGGUUGCGCGGCCUGGCCGAUGUACAAACUGGGGUUCUCCCCAUCUUGACUGGUUGCCGUUGGCGACUUCCACCCCGCUGCUGAGCGGGAACCUUUAGCCACGGCGUGUCCACUGACCGGGGGGAUUCUCAAAGGGGUGAGGCCCGAACUUCGGGCAUGCGUAGUGUAGUAAAUUUGCCUCUCCCUGGCUAAUGAGAUAGAGCGGCUUCUGGCGCGCAGUACAUCAUGGGAUACUUCUCCGCCAUCCGCAGUCUACCGAAGUUCGGAAACCCAAGUUUGCCACAGGCUCUCCGCUGAUUAUUCUUCAUUCAAUUUACCCUGCAUGGUAUAGAGACUGCUGAGAAAGCCUCACUUUCUAUGUCCCUAUCCAGACAGUGUCUCUGAGCACAGAACAAAGAAAGUUGAAACCAAACAUUCACACCAAGAUCUUGCAGACUGACUUGGGAGUGCCAGGAUCUGACAAACCAUAGACAACGACCGAUGGAAGGAGAGCCCUGUGACGUCCUCAGGGACAUGCCUGUCUCUGAGGGUGUGCUGGGGGGAGCACCCUCUGGGGAGGGCCUGUUGUCCUGCACGCUGUGUGGGAAGGUUUUUCCUAACCAGUCCAUGCUAUGCCACAACCAGCUGGGUAAUACCGAGAUCGGGCCCUUCAGGUGUGACGGCUGCAGCGAGGCCUUAAAGAGCGGCCAGGACCCUUCUCAGCAUCAGCAGAUCCACACAGGUGAGAAGAGCAUCACCUGCCCCGAGUGUGGCAAGGCCUUCAGCAGCUUCUCCUACCUGCAGGCGCACCUGCGCAGCCACACCGGCGAGCGGCCCUUCUCCUGCCCCGAGUGUGGAAAAGCCUACGGCCACUCCUCCCACCUGGUAGUGCACCGGCGCACCCACACCGGCGAGCGCCCCUUCUCCUGCCUUGAGUGCGGCAAGAGCUUCAUUCACUCCUCUCACUUACAUCAGCACCGAAGGACCCACACUGGUGAGCGGCCUUUUUCCUGCCCUGACUGUGGCAAAGCCUUUGUUCAGUCUGCCCACCUUGUGGAGCAUCGGAGAGUUCACACUGGGGAGAAGCCCUUCGCCUGCCCCUUCUGCGGGAAGAGCUUCGCCGGGUUGUCACAGCUCCACAGCCAUCAGCGGUCGCACACGGGGGAGAAGCCCCACACUUGCCCCGACUGCGGGAUGAGCUUCAGUACCACCUGCACCUUGCGGCAGCACCAACAUGUCCACACCGAGGAGCGCCCCUACCCCUGCCCCGAGUGUGGCAAGGUCUUCAAAAGACCCCGGUACCUGAAGCAGCACCUCGUGAUCCACACCGGGGAGAGGAACUACUACUGCACCGUCUGCGGGAAGGCCUUCGUCCGCUAUUCCUACCUGUGGAGGCACCGGCAGGUUCACAAGAAGGAGACAAGGCUAUGGAUUAUCGUACUGGAGACAACUAGCCAGCCGGGAUUGCCAUUGGUCGUAUCUUUGGCUCACAGCUCGUUGACACGUCACCUCAACCUCUGCGACUCUGCCUUAUUGGUGAAGCUCACAGAUGGAGGCGGGACUUUGCUGGCGGCAGCGGUGAUUGGUCGGCAGCCGUAUCCCAGGCGGCAGAGUGGUGGACCUGAUCCCCGGGAACGGAGAACCUCGGCAAUGGACAGUGAGAGCGGGAAGCAGAGUGCGCCGGAGGAGGAGGGCCCGGCGGAGGGGGAGAACCACAUCUGCUCGGUGUGCGGGCUGAGCUUCAGCCGCCUGGAGGAGGUGGAGGCCCACGCCCGCGAGCACGCCCGGCCGGAGACCUACCAGUGUGAGGUGUGCGGAGAGUCCUGGCUGUACCCCAGGCUGCUGGAGGCGCACCGGCGCAUCCACACCGGCGAGACGCCCUUCACCUGCGCCGAAUGCGGCAAGGGCUUCACCCGAUCUGGCAACCUGCUGGCCCACCAGCGGGUCCACACUGGCGAGCGGCCCUUCCUCUGCACUCGCUGCGGCAAGGCCUUCAAGACAGCCCAGCACCUGAAGGAACACUUGCGGCUGCAUGCCUCCGCCCCCUCCCCGUGCCCCCGGUGCGGCAGAGACCCCAGAGGCAAGGAAUGCCCCAACUGUGUGGGGCGGGCGAAAGGGCCUGCUGGGGACGGGGGGCGUCUCCACAGCUGUCCCGAUUGCCGCAGGAGCUUCCGCAGCCCCCGGGACCUGGCCCAGCACCGGGGCGUCCACAGCGGGGAGCGGCCCCACGCCUGCCCCGUCUGCGGCAAGGGCUUCGCCCGCACCUCCGGCCUGCGGCGGCACCGGCUCGUCCACACCGGCGAGAAGCCCUUCACCUGCCCCGUCUGCGGCAAGGGCUACACCCAGUCGUCCAGCCUGCUGGCCCACCGCACCGUCCACACGGGCGAGAGCCCCUACUCCUGCCCCGACUGCGGCAAGGGCUUCACCCGCCUCUCCCACCUCAGCCAGCACCGGCGGGUCCACACCGGCGAGCGGCCCUUCACCUGCCCCGAGUGCGGCAAGGGCUUCACCCACUCCUCCAGCCUCCUGCGGCACCAGCGGGUCCACACCGGCGAGCGGCCCUUUGCCUGUCCCGUCUGUGGCCUGGAGUUCUCGCAGUCGUCCCACCUGCGGCGGCACCUGCCCGCCCACACCGGCCUCAAGCCCUUCGUCUGCGCUGAGUGCGGCAAGGGCUUCACGGAGUCCUCCAACCUGCUGAGGCACCAGCAGAUCCACACGGGUUGGCUGGAACCUGGAGGGCACUGCCUGAAGGGGGUGGUGGAGCUGAGACUUGCAACAUCGAAGAAGAGAUCGACACUACGGGCACGAUACGUCCGCCUGCCCCCGGAAGCCGACUCGGACGGACUUAAUAAGCCAGCAGCCUGCUGGAGAAGGGCCGGAACGGCUACACCCGAGUUCGGGGCAGACGGCCUGCAGGAGCACCAGUUGUGUGGCAAGGCCUGGCUCCAGCUGUCCGUGCUGGGCGCCCGCCGGCCAGCGCUUCGCCCACCCCUGCACGCCAGUGAGCGGCCUUUCGAGUGCUCCGUCUGCCCCAGAAGCUCCACGAGUUUCCAGGUCCUCGCUGGCGGGUGCACUCCAGUGGGUGGCCCUUCACCUGCCCCAGCUGCAGCAAGGGCCUCACCCAGUCCUCCAGCCUGCCCCGACAGCAGCGGGCCCACAUCACCAACUAGCUGGGUGCAUCUACGGAAAGGAUUCAGCAGCCAACGCCGCGGCCGAGACCCCUUUCGUCAAACCGGCCGAGCCAAGAGGGGGCGGGUCUUCAUGCUCCUGUCAAUCUGCGCCGUCGGAUCCUUCAAUCACCGACGGGAGGCGGAUUGGUCCUCCCUCCCGAUUGGUCAGGAGCUGGUGGCGUCACAGAGCCCUGGGUUCACGUGGGGAGAUCCCAGUGUGGAGGAGACCCACAUCUGCUCGGUGUGCGGGCUCAGCUUCAAUGGACUGGCGGAGGUGGAGAGCCACAUGACUGUGCACACUAAGGAGAAGCGUUACGAGUGCGACGUGUGCGGUAAAGCCUGGCUCUACCCGUGCCUGCUGGAGACCCACCGCCGGGUGCACACUGGUGAGCGGCCCUUCACCUGCUCCGAGUGCGGCAAGGGCUUCACCCGCUACGACAGCCUCCUGAGGCACUACCGGGUCCACUCCGGUGAGAGGCCGUUCAAUUGCACCGACUGUGGGAAGGGCUUCAAAACGGCCCAGGACCUGAAGAUACACCGGAGGGUGCACACCGGGGAGAGGCCGUUCACCUGCAACGUCUGCGGGAAGUCCUUUGCGCAGUCCUCUGGCCUGCUGCGGCACCAGCGGGUCCACUCUGGAGAGCGGCCCUUCCAGUGCUCCGACUGCGGCAAGUGCUUCAAGACGUCCCCGGACCUGAAGGUGCACUGGCGGCUGCACACCGGCGAGCGGCCCUUCAUCUGUAUGGACUGCGGCAAGGGCUUCACCCGCUCCAACAGCCUGCUGGAGCACCAGCGUAUCCACACCGGCGAGCGCCCCUUCACCUGCUUCCAGUGCGGCAAGGGCUUCACCCACUCCUCCAAGCUGCUCAGCCACCAGCGGGUCCACAGCGGCGACCGGCCCUUCGGCUGCCCCGUGUGCGGCGAGCGGUUCAACCUGGCCUCGCACGCCCUGGCCCACCAGAGGAUCCACACCGACGAGCGGCCCUACGACUGCCCCUUCUGCGACGAGAGCUUCAAGACCACCCAGGACCUGAAGGAGCACCGGCGCACCCACACCGGCGAGCGGCUGUACAAGUGCUCCCACUGCGGCAAGAAGUUCAAGACCCCCCGGGGCCUGAAGGAGCACCAGCGGGUCCACACCGGCGAGCGGCCCUUCGUCUGCUCCGAGUGCGGCAAGGGCUUCACCCGCAUGUCCAGCCUGUGGCAGCACCGUCGCAUCCACAGCGGCGAGCGGCCCUUCCCCUGCGCUGUCUGCGGCAAGGGCUUCACCCGUCUGGACCACCUGCUGGAGCACCGCAGGGUCCACACCGGCGAGAAGCCCUUCACCUGCCCGGUCUGCGAGAAGUCCUUCGCCCGCUCCUCCAGCCUGCUGGCCCACCGCACCGUCCACACCGGCGAGAAGCCCUUCACCUGCCCGGUCUGCGGCGAGCGCUUCGCCCGCUCCUCCAGCCUGCUGGCCCACCGGCGCGUCCACACCGAUGAGAAGCCCUUCACCUGCUCCGUCUGCCGGAGUGGCUUCAAGACGUCCCGGGACCUGAAGGAGCACCGGCGCACCCACACCGGCGAGCGGCCCUUCACCUGCCCCGAGUGCGGCAAGGGCUUCGUCCAGUCAUCCCACCUGAUGGAGCACAGGAGGAUCCACACCGGCGAGCGCCCCUUCACCUGCCCCGUCUGCGGCAAGGGCUUCACCCAGUCCUGCAACCUCCUGCAGCACCAGCGGGUCCACACUGGCGAGCGGCCCUUCGUCUGCCCCAUCUGCGGCAAGGGCUUCACCCACUCCUCCAGCCUCCUGCUCCACCAGCGCAUCCACACCGGGGAGAAGCCCUUCACCUGCUCCGUCUGCGGCAAGGGCUUCAACCGCUCCUACACCCUGCUGGCCCACCGCACUGUCCACACCGGCGAACGGCCCUUCACCUGCCCCGAGUGCGGCAAGGGCUUCGCCCGCUCGGCCACCCUACUGGAACACCAGGCCAUUCACCGGAGGGAGAGGCCCUUCUCCUGCCCCGACUGCGGCAAGGGCUUCGCCCGCUCGGCCAGCCUGCUGGCCCACCGCGCCGCGCACGGCAGCGAGAGCCCCUACGCCUGCGCCGAGUGCGGGCAGGGCUUCAGCCGCUCCUCCAGCCUCCUGGAGCACCAGGCCGUGCACGCCAAGGAGAAGCGCUUCACCUGCUCCGAGUGCGGGAAGGGCUUCACCCGCUCGGCCAGCCUCCUGGAGCACCAGGCCAUCCACACCGGGGAGAAGCCCUUCACCUGCUCCGAGUGCGGCAAGGGCUUCACCCGCUCGGCCAGCCUCCUGCAGCAUCAGGCCUUCCACACCGGGGAGAGGCCCUUCACCUGCUCCGACUGUGGGAAGGGAUAUUCCCUGUCCUCUAGCCUGCUGAGGCACCAGCGCACCCACCUGGAGGUCAGCCCCCCCUCCGAGAACGGUCAGCCGGCUGGUCCUUCCCCCUCCUGCGAGGGUGGUGGAUCCGAGCCAGGGAGGAGUCCCUCGCCUGCCCAGGGCGAGGCGCCUGAUUCCCACAGCCCUUCGUCCCCGGCACCCGUUCCCACAGAGGGCAGCGCGUCCCGCUGAGAUAGUCUGAGGGAGAGCGGGGUGAAGGCUGCCCAACCAAUGACCUGGCUAGUACAGGCUCGAUGGGACGAAGGGCCUGCGUUGUGUAACCCGUGACCCCAGGUUGUUGAUUGUUAUCGGACUGAGGGAAGUGGAGGGGUCCAAACCAUCCUGCUCCAAGCAAAGAAAGAGGCCCUUCACCCCAUCACUUCAGUGGUGACUGUCCAGACUCCAUCUUCUCUAAUCCCAAUACCAGCACUGGGUCCAAAAAUGUCUCCACUGGUCCUGAUAUUUCUACAACAUUGUGCGAAUCUUAACACCCACUGCUCCUCAGGAGGUACAGUUGUGGGUCCAACACCCCCCCCCCCCCCCCCCCCCAGUCUCCGAUCUCCUCACCUCCGGAAUUAGAUAUCCCUGCCAAGGAGAAAUGGUUCUCACUGUCAGUUUGGACUUUGAUCCUCAUUACUCUGUUCCAUAGCAUCAUCCCCCUUAGCCAAGUCUCUCCUUGUUACUGAGCCAGGCCAUCUCCUCUGUACCCCCUCCAGUAGAGUCACAGCUGCCCGAGAGCGCUGACAGAGUCCGAGUCAUGAAGGUCCACCACAAUUUCCCUGUUCUUACAUUGCAUGUCCCAAGUAAUGAACAUAAGCAUCUUGUACACCCUGCCCACUUCAGCUGCCACCUUGGGGUCCCUGCACUUGUACACUGAGGUCCCUCGACACUCCCCACCAUUCACAGUGUGUGUCCUACCCUCGUACAUCGAGGUCCCUCUGUCCCUCGACACUCCCCACCAUUCACAUUGUGUAUCCUACCCUCGUACGUCGAGGUCCCUCUGUCCCUCGACACUCCCCACCAUUCACUAUGUGUGUCCUACCCUCGUUCACCGAGGUCCCCCUGUUCAUCAAUAACUGUACCUUUCCUUGCAAUGUCCUACCACCCCAGUUAGCCCAACGAGACACUUAGCAAGAUCAACAUCCUGUCCUGCCAUUCUGCCUGGUUUACAAACAAAGCAAUAUCUUUCUGUAGCCUCUACCUGCACUGCUAAACAUUAACAAUACUCCUGAUUUUGUGCCAUUUUCAAACCACCUACAUUCACAUCAGAAUCAUUCAUGUCUUAAAAAACAAGAGACCCAGCACCCGUCCCGUGGUACACCGUGGGGUCCCAGCACCUGUCCCGUGGUACACUGCGGGGUCCCAGCACCCAUCCCAUGGUACAUCGCGGGGUCCCGGCACCCAUCCCGUGGUACACCAUGGGGUCCCAGCACCCAUCCCGUGGUACACCAUGGGGUCCCGGCACUCAUCCCGUGGUACACCAUGGGGUCCCAGCACCCAUCCCGUGGUACACCAUGGGGUCCCAGCACCCAUCCCGUGGUACCCUGCGGGUCCCAGUGCCCAUCCCGUGGUACACCGCGGGUCCCAGCACCCAUCCGGUGGUACACCAUAGGUUCCGGCUUCUGAGUCCCGUCUACACCCUCUCCAUCCUUCUUAAAUCCGAGUCCCUCAUGAUGCACUGAUGCGCUCUCAGCUCACUCCCCCGGCCCAGCUUCAGGGAAAACAGUCCUGACCUAUCUAAUGUAAUGCAAGCCUUCGCGUUUGGAUCUCCCGUCCCCUGGAACAUUGAGUUGCCCCUCUUUCAGCUGCCUCCCCAUGAUUACGACAAUGCUGAAAGUGCACCUGUCUUUCUCAUCCGACACACUCCAGCAGCUUGGCCAGUCCUCGUCCCUCCGUCCAGUCCUCAUAGAACACGGAGAAGUACAGGGCCUUCAGUUCUGUGCUGAACAUGGUGCCAAGUUAAACUGAAUCUCAUCUGCCUGCGUAUCAUCCAUCUCCUUCCAUCACCCACGUGUCAAUAAUUACUUAUUAAAUCCAACUCCCCUUCUGGAGCAAGGUCGUCAUCAGCAGCUUGAGAGAGUCCUCUGUCCUGGGCCAGUCCCCAGCUGUAGCCCGUCUUCAUGGUGUAUCCUCCCUCUCCCAGGAAUGAGGUCUUCGGAGCGUCAGCGGAUGUUUCUGUAGCUCUGGGUCUUCAUGGGAUGAGCCCCCACUGCCUGACCCUCCAUCUUCCGCCGCUGGGCAUGGGACCAUCCGUCACAAAGUUCCACAUGUCAAUGUAUCGAUCUAAAAGCCCCUUAAAUGGCAACAUGGUAUCUGCAUCCACCUCUGGCAACCCGUUCCAAACACCCAGCACUCUGUAAAGAAAUGUGCUUUGGAAAUACUCUUCCAGAUUUUCCCCUCUCACCUUAAAACUUUCUGCUUCAAUAUUUCACGUUUACACCCCGGUGGGGAAAGGCUGACCAUCCGAUCGCUGCCUCUCAUAAUUUUAUAAACCCCUUUCAGGUCUCCGCUCAGCUGACGCCACUCCUGAGAAAAGGUUCAAAGUGCAUUUAUUAUCAAAGUAUGUAUGUUAUGUACAGUCUUGAGAUCCGUCUCCUUCCUGCAGCCACGAAGCAAAGAAACCCAUUAGAGAAAGAAGCCCCAAUACGCAGAAAGGAAUUUAAAAAUCAUGCAAACAUUCGGAACUGAACUUCACAAAGUGAGUCCGUGGCCACAAAACCAGUCCAGGGGCCCGUUAAGUUGCAGGCCUCAGCCUCACAACCCAAGUUUGUCCAAGAUUGGAUGUGGAGAGGAUGUUUCCUAUAGUGGGAGAGUCCGGGACCAGAGGGCACAGAUAGAGUGGUUGUGGAGAGGAUGUUUCCUGUAGGUGGGGAGUCUAGGACCAGAGGGCACAGAUAGAGUGGUUGUGGAGAGGAUGUUUCCUAUAGUGGGGGAGUCUGGGACCAGAGGGCACAGAUAGAGCGGAUGUGGAGAGGAUGUUUCCUACAGUGGGGGAGUCUGGGACCAGAGGACACAGAUAGAGUGGAUGUGGAGAGGAUGUUUCCUAUAGUGGGGGAGUCUAGGACCAGAGGACACAGAUAGAGUGGAUGUGGAGAGGAUGUUUCCUACAGUGGGAGAGUCCAGGACCAGAGGACACAGAUAGAGUGGAUGUGGAGAGGAUGUUGCCUAUAGUGGGAGAGUCCAGGACCAGAGGGCACAGAUAGAGUGGAUGUGGAGAGGAUGUUUCCUAUAGUGGGAGAGUCCAGGACCAGAGGGCACAGAGUGGAUGUGGAGAGGAUGUUUCCUAUAGUGGGAGAGUCCAGGACCAGAGGGCACAGAUAGAGUGGAUGUGGAGAGGAUGUUUCCUAUAGUGGGGGAGUCUGGGACCAGAGGGCACAGAUAGAGUGGGUGUGGAGAGGAUGUUUCCUAUAGUGGGGGAGUCUGGGACCAGAGGACACAGCCUCAGAAUAGAGAGAGACAUCCACUGCGAGCCAAGAUGGGAAAGAAUUUCUUUAGCCAAAGGGUGGUGAAUCUGUGGAAUUCAUUGCCAUGAAUUCUGUAGAGGCAAAGUCUUUGAGUAUAUUUAAAGCAGAGGUUUAGAUAGGUUCUUGAUUAGUCAGGGCAUCAAAGGUUACUGGGAGAAGGCAGGAGAGGGAUAAUAAAUCAGCCAUGACGGAUCAGUGGAACAGAUGCAAUGGGCCAAAUGGCCUAAUUCUGCUCCUAUGUCUUAAGAUUGUGUGCUCUCUCCCCAUAGCAUAUGCUCUCUGGUUCAGGCAGCAUCCUGGUGAAUUCCUUCGGCCCUCUCCAAAACCUCCAUGACCUUCCUGUAAUGGGUUGACCAGAACUGAACACAGUGCUCCAAGUGCACUGCGGCCAAGGUUUAUCCCAGCUGCAAUGGGAUUGCCCGAUUCUUUGCUGCAGCGCCCGAACAAAUGAAGGCAAGUAUGCCAUAUAACUUCUUCACCUGUCCACUAGAGGGAGCUGUGUACUUGCAAGAUCUAUCUAUACAUCAGUGCUCCUAGCAUUAACUGUGUGUCUUCCCCUUUACAAUUGACCUCUCAAAGCGUAAUACCUUGUACUGGCCCAGAUUAAUCUUCAUCUGCCACUUCCCCACCCAUUGUUCUGUAUUGUAGGAAAAGCUCAGCAGGUCAGGCAGCAUCUAUGGAAAGGAAUAAGCAGUCGACAUUUUGGGCGGAGGCCCGCUUCAGGACGAAGGAGGAUGAGGGGCCUCAGCCCAAAACAUGAGUCCUGAUGAAGAGUCUUUGUCUGCAACAUCGACUAUUUUUUUUCAUUUCCAUGGACGCUGCUUAGCCUGCCCUUUCACGCCAGCAUUUUGCGUCUGUUCUCUUGUGUUUAUGCUCUGUAGCCUGCUCGUUUCCUUACAAGUGCCCCUGUCCUGCUGCCUUGAAUCAAAUUAAACCCUCCUCCGCCCACUCGAGGAUGCUGGGGUCCAUUCAGAUUCAAGCUUAAGGCGGCCACCCUCCCCAGAAACGGCGCCGGUGACCCAGAAGUUGAAGGGUCUCUCGCCAGCAUUUUAACCCAACCUCCCCUUAUUGGGUAGCACGCGGCAGCAGGAGUUGUCAGGGUUUUCCACGCUGGACACCAUGUUUGCGUCACAGGACCUCGCUCGGCCAUGGCAGGUUUCCGACGACAUCCCCCUCCCAACCCCCCCCCCCAAGGUGAAACACGGCAGCCGAUUGAAAACAAGGACUUACACAACUUUUCAUCAAUGCAGAAUUGUAUUCCAUUUAAAUAAAUGUCUUUCUUUUCCCCCCCCCCCCCACAGUAGAUAUGCCCCAUGUAAUCAGUGUUAUCCAAUUAUAA